UGACAGUAAAUUGAACUGCAUUGAGUUGAAUUGAAAACGUAUUCAAUAUUUUUGAUACAAAUGCAUUUAUAUGGGUCAGGCAUGUGAGGAUGAGGGGGGGGGGGGGCUACGGGUGGCAGAAUAUCGACCCUUUUUUGCCGAGUAACUGAAAGUGUCCAACUUUUUGAGGUACUGAAGUACCUCCCCCCCCCAGUUCAAACAUCAGUUUUUGCACAGCACAGAUCUGAGUGAAUGGCUGGUAGAUCACGCUGACCUUGUCUAUGUUUUUAUCCUGGUGCAUAGUAUUGAUUUAUUGCGGUCUAAUCCUACAGUCGCAGGACCUGCGCGGAGGAUGCAUGAGGAGAGGGCGGCCCACAGGCCGCCGAGCCCCUGUGCCCUGGAGCAGAACGGAAGUGCGUGUACGGGUCAGGCUAACGGGCACGCGCUCUGGGCUAACGGCACUCAGUACAAAGUCAACGGAAAUGUAGCAGAGUGGCGCCAGACGCGGGCCUGUGCGGCGAGCGACACCACGGGCAGCGACAUCAGGCGGGGGGUGGCGUCCAAGGUCCUGGUGACGGGGGGGGCCGGCUAUUUCGGCCACAGGUUGGGUCGGGCCCUAGCUGAAGCCGGACACUCGGUCAUCCUGCUGGACAUUGUCCGACCGCGCUGGGACACCCCCGAAGGCGUCGCUUUCCACCAGGGGGACGUACGGGACUUUGAUUCUCUGAUGGAAGUGUGCCAGGCUGUUGACUGCAUCUUCCACGUGGCGUCCUAUGGAAUGUCGGGACCUGAGCAGCUGAAGAAAGAGCAAAUUGAGUCUAUCAAUGUUGGCGGGACAAGCAAUGUCAUCAAGGCUUGCUUGGAGCGGGGAGUCUCCAGGCUGGUGUACACCAGCACAGUGAAUGUAGCCUUUGCUGGACUGCCAAUAGAGGAGGGCGAUGAAGACUCUGUGCCGUAUGUACCUUUGGACAUGCACAUAGACCACUACUCCCGAACCAAGGCAAUCGCCGAGGCCAUGGUGCUGGAAGCCAAUGGCCAUCCUCUGAAAGGUGGGGGCUGCCUGCAGGCUUGUGUGCUGCGACCCUCAGGAAUCUAUGGCCCUGAGGAGAGGAGGCAUCUUCACCGGGUGAUGGUGAACGUGGAAAGGCGGCUCUUCAGCUUCAGCUUUGGGAACCAGGAGGCGCGGAUCAACUGGGUGCACGUGGACAACUUGGUCAUGGCCCACGUCCUGGCUGCCGACGGCCUGACGCCCAGCAAGGGCUACGUGGCGAGUGGACAGGCCUACUUCAUCAAUGAUGGCGAGGCGGUGAACCUGUUUGAAUGGUUCACACCCCUGUUUGAGAAGCUGGGUCACAGUCGCCCGUCGAUUCAUCUCCCUGUCUUCUUGGUCUAUUCUGCAGCCGUCCUGAUGGAGUGCCUACACGUGGCCAUGAGGCCUGUGGUCGAGAUCCCACUUCUCUUCACAAGAAACGAGGUCAGGAACAUAGCUGUCACCCACACUUUCAGAAUCGAGAAAGCACGGCGGGAACUGGGCUUCAACCCCCGCAAGUACAAGCUGGCUGAUUCAGUGGACCAGUACCUGCAAGCCUGUCCUGUGCGACCAAACCCACAGCUGACCAACGCAUACAGCGCGCUGCUGAUUCUGCUGCUCUCCCUGGCAGCUCUGCUCAUAUACUGCUGGCAAUGUUGCUAGCCACGCCCACACCUACCUCUGGCCACACCCACCUCUGGCCACACCCAUAAUGUAUCACUGACACAUUGCUGGUCCAGUCAUGACAUUAAAGUCACAUGGCACCAGUCACAUGACAUGCCUUGGUGACAGAUGUGUCCCAUCCUCAGCAGCAUCAUCCCCUUCUCUGCUCACACUCUCAUCCUGUGCUUCUUCUCUUUCUGCAUUUCACUUCCAGAAGCUACAUGAUGUCAUACAUUUUAUAAACUCAGGACACUGAACUGCCUCUAACACAGCUUUGUCUUUAUAGCUACAUUGUAUUAUAUUUGUACGUAUAUUUUAAUGCCACUGGGCCUGAAUAUUUCCACUGCAGUCCAAACUGCUUGUGCACAAAAGGAAUCUUUACAAGUUUUUCUUUUCUUGUAAAAUUAGACACAACAUAAUAUAAACUAGGAUGAAGGGAAACUGAUGGAUUUCCUCUGAGUGCAUACAGUUUUAUAUGUAUGAAUAUGCAUUUAAAAAGCUAGGUUUCAUACGAAUAUUAUUUUGUAACAUUUUUGAUAUUAUGCAUCGUUGUUUCUUUGUAGCCAUCGCAUUGCUGUAUGAACUGAGAAUUUGAAUCAUUUUCAGUGACAGCAGUUAAUUAAUGGGAAUCAGAUAUUCUAAGACACAUUAAACCUGCCUGGGUUGUUUUGGUACUUUGUAGUGAUGCUGAAAAAGUGAAGCGUCUUAAUCAUUUAUCCUGAUGCUUUUUAUUAAUUUAGGCUUCACUUUGUUGUAAGUCAAUCAGUAAUUUAUUUAGAUGUGUAACCUUUGUAAAUGGAAAAUUCUGAU
This is a messenger RNA of Brienomyrus brachyistius, 2482 nucleotides long. RefSeq names its product short chain dehydrogenase/reductase family 42E, member 2 (gene sdr42e2). Gene Ontology annotation, molecular function: 3-beta-hydroxy-Delta5-steroid dehydrogenase (NAD+) activity. NCBI's taxonomy places the organism in Eukaryota, Metazoa, Chordata, Actinopteri, Osteoglossiformes, Mormyridae. Gene Ontology annotation, biological process: steroid biosynthetic process. The transcript has 11 exons. The record is from RefSeq and is a predicted model, not a curated record. Bases 332 to 1672 code for a protein of 446 amino acids.